ACAGUUGUCGUAGCUUGUUAGAUCUUGUACUUUGCACAAAUCCGAAAGCAUUUCACAGGAAAGGAAAAGGGACUAGAACUGUGAUAUAACCAUCCAUAUUCUGCCGAAUCUUCUCUUCAUGCUUUCCUCUGGUAGUUCUGUUAUUCCAACCAAGAAGACCUCUUGAUUCCAACCUCGUUCUCAUCUCAAAUCUCAACGUGCUCUUUCGUUCUGCCUAUGUUCUUAACUAUACUCGGGCCGAAUAAUAAGGCGAGGUUCAUUCGGCCUGCGGAAUUUUGUUCAUGAUCGCGGCUUGGUGUGUGCAGGGCUGCCUAGAAAUCACACAGAGACCACGAGCAAGAGCAAGCAAGAGCCAUCAUGGCCAAACGCUGACCACCACACAUUACAUACAUUAUACUCGCUUAAUCUGAUUUGCUGUCUAUUUGUAACAAAUCUUCUUAACAUCUCAAAAAGUGCAGAAAAGCAUUCAUUGAAGAUUAAUAGCAAUGGCGAUCCAAGAUUUGCAGACUUUUAUCCAGACCUACGCCCCUGGCGGAUGCGUUUCUAUCGACCUGCUGAAAAUUGCUGCCAGAAAUAGGAAGGCACAACCACCUGGUCGAAGACUUAGGCUUGUACUUGAUGCAGAAUGCUGCCUCGACAGAUUAUAUGGUGGCUUUUUCUCAGACUGGGCUAGUGGUGGCCAGUGGAAUAGAAUGGUGCAGUUCUUGUCUACUCUGAUCCAAAAUAUGCAAGCACAUGGGAUUGAGCUUGUUGUUUUCUUCAACGGCUGCCAGGAGCUGGAUAGAAUUGAACAGUGGCAGCAAGCACAGCAGAGUAUCUACCACAGAGCCACAUCUGUGCUUCGCCAUCUUGCCUCUAAAGGCACACCGCCUCCAAAAGUUUGGUGGAUACCUCCUGAGUGCCUCCGAACUUGUCUCAGAAUGGCUUUGAGGCAUCUCAAUGUCUCUGUGAUGUGUAGUAUGUACGACCACAGGCAGGAAGUAAUUGCUUUCUGCAGAGAAAACAAUUAUCACGGUCUUCUUGUUGAGGAUCCCGAAUACGCAGCUUUUGACCCACCUCGAUACUUCUCUUCACAGCAGCUGAAACUCACUUACAAGGGUGCCCUUGAAACAAAGGAGUACCUAAUAGGAAAAGUUGCUGAAGCAUUGGAACUUCCCAAUAAUAAAUUGCCUAUGGUUGCCGCGCUCUUGGGCAACCAUCUGAUCUCUGAGGAGAGCUUGGAUUCAUUCCACCGCAAAAUAUGCCCAGAGCACCAGUCAGGAAAGAUACCCUCUGAUGUCAUCGUAAAAGCAAUAGCUUCAUUUUUGAAUGGACUAGGGUCAAUUUCUAAUGAUGUUGAUGAAAUAGUUGAUCAAGUCUUUCCUGGGCCAGGAGCUUCCCACUUACGAAGCAAAUUGCAUGCUGCAUUCAAAUAUUACAUGAAUGGUACAAAGGAAGGAUUCCUCAGUUACAAAAGUGGAGCUAAAGGCCGAAAUGGCAAAUUGAAAGGGAAGGCAAAGAUAGAUGCAGAUAAGACAUCUCGAGCAUUAAAAUUUGCCUCUGAUGCAUCUAGCUCCAUUGAAGCUAUACAAUCAACUCCAUCAAUUAAAGUUGAUCCUCCUACUUCUGACGAACAACCUAGUGAAAUCGCUAAUGGACUUGCUAGCCUUCAACUAAGCUCUUCAAGCUCCAGCAGCACAAGUAGUGCUCCCUCUCCAAAUCCUACUGGGAAUGAAUGCGAAUUCAAUAUCUCAGUCUUAGUGUCUGCAGAGGUGCUGAGAACUGCCAGUGAGCGACAUACAAAAGGCAUGAUGUCUCCCCAGAUUUACCAAAUCCUCAGUCACGGUCAACUUCGACUGCCAGCUAUACUUGCAGAUGAAACAGAGCUGCCGCCUGUGCACUUAUUUUUCAGGCCUCUACGCCAAAUGGUCUAUGGAGUUCUAUUCAAUUUGCAUCACCUGAGCUUCCUUCAAAGUCACAAGGCAGCCAAAGACAAGGCCUCUCAAAUGGCCCAUAUCAAUCUCGAUUCAAUUACAAUACAAGAAAUAUUGUGGCUCAAAGAUUCAAUGAGAACUGACAAAGUCAAACCAGAGAGAGUAGGAUGGGGCGUGCCCACAGUUCAACGCCUGUGGUUUGGUUCCACUGUUGACGAUAAAAGGAGGCGCUUGAGGGCUUUCCUUUCUUGCAUGAGAUCUGAUACAACCAUGAUUCUCAACCCUCACUAUGUGCCACAGCCAAUGCUCUUAUUUGCUUGUGUUAUUAGGUACAUAAUGUCGCACACUGAAAAACCUAUACUAAGAAAGCAGGAAAUGGACGCUCUGAUUGCUCAGGCCUUUUCUCCAGAACUGAUGAAUGCCAAUUUCCUGCAAGAUCUCCAAUUACCUAGACUGAAUGUAAGAGGUGUUCAACUAGCUGCACUGGUGAUGAAUGGCAUUGAAAAUGCCCUACUGGCCAACGAUGCCUGUGGAGCACCCAUUCCUUGGCUCAUGUGCUGCCCAUGGCUCUAUUUUGAUGGCAAACUUUUUCAAUAUAAAUUGUUGAAAGCCGAAAAUGUACGAGGACUUCCUGACUUGUGUGACCACCGCAUGGAAGAUGUCCUUAAAAUUGAGAAAAUGAAAGAAGCUAUUCUGGAAGGUCUCACUCCCACCUUUGCAAGGGUUGCACCCCCUCAACACUUACCACCUCCGAUAAGGAUGCCAACCCAAGUGAAUCUGAUGGCAGCUCCUUUGAUGUCCGUUUUUCCACCAAACGCAAGGGGGGUGACUCCUCGUGGACGGAACAUGGUAGCUGAAGGAGGACGUCUUAGAGUCGCAGGAAUUGUUGUUGGGCAGUGGGGUGACAAUUAUGGUAGCGCUGCAAAUGGACGUUCCCAAGGACAUCGGAACAAUCCUCCAUAUCAGCAUCCUGCUGGUAAAGGGUUCAUAAAUGCUGGAAUGCCAAAUCUGCAUCCAGGCUAUAACCCUCGUGGUGAUCCAAAAGCAACCCGACUGGCUGUUAGAGGUCGUGGGGCCAUCCAGAAUGGGCGCCGGGGUAGGACAGCUAAAAAAUCCACACCCAAUGGGACUGUCAGCAAGGGCGGCAAAGUCAGCUCAGAAAUCAAUUCGGCCAGCACGCUUAAGACUGAAUCAGGAUUGCAGCCAAAUGGACACCCUGAUGGAAAGACUGCUAGUCUGCAAGAGCCACCUUGCCCGUGAGUUGGUCAGCUGAUGCGCUUAAUUAAGACUUGAAAUGUAGGCCAAUUAUUGCCUGCUCAACUGAUAUUUUUCUAUGUUUGUUAAUUUGUAAUACGAAAGUGAGGUCCCUAGGAAUUUUCCUUAGGGCGCCACAAAUGUUGCCAACAGGUAGGAACGGUUGUGAGUGUUCAAUCCAAAAGAAAUUGUGAUGAACCUUGUGAUAAAAUCAAAGAUAUUUUGACAGAAACAAAACUCGUGUUAGGCAUGCCGUGUAGAUUUCUUUGCAUUGAAUACUUUGAGCCAGCCGCAAGGUGCCUAAAUCUCUGGGCUAGCACCUCGGUAUUUUUGUAAAUGCUACUGUUUCUACCAAUCAAUGGCCAGUGGCCGCUCAAAACUUCAUGAUGCCCACUACAAUGCCCACUCACUACCAAAACACAGUCUGAAACUGGCUAAAUGAUGCCACGAAGAAAACAGAACUGUAAAGUCAAAAAUUAAAAUACCUGGACGGAGACUUCUUGCGGAGUUAUCUGCAGUCUAUUGGUGUUACAACCACAAAUCACUGGAAAAAGCUUAACUUGUUUGUACUGCUGCCCGAAAUUUAAUUUUAAAUCUUUUGCAAGUUAAUUUUUUUUCCGUAAAAACAUUUUAUUUUUAUUUAUUUAAAAGCAGUUGACGCAGAGAUUGCAAAGCAGAUUUUGGUUACACAAUUGCCUCUCCUUUCAUAAUUUAUUGUUUAAAUAAAAGGAAUGCAAUGCAAUGUUUGUCCAGUGAUACAAAUAACAGUGCGAGAAAAUAUGUAAUUAUUUUUAGCUAGCUAGCUAGGGUCCACUGAAUUUUUCUUGCUUUAUUUCAACAGAUUAAAUUUAAAUAAUAGGAAAUCAAACGACAGAAAAAUUUAAUGUAUUCAAUCAAACAAUAAUAUUGUUGCAUAUUCAAUGGUAAAAUGUGGAAGUGUUUGCCUCAAAACUACAUAAAAAUAUAAUGCUGUAACAUAUUUAUGCAAACUUUGGUAAGCUACCAAAAGUACAGCUUGCUUUUAAUUUUAUUAAAUGCUCAUUGAUUGUUUGUAUUACAAAUUAGUAAAUUGAUGCGGCUGCCUGUAUAUCCAGAUGCAAAAGUUAUCAUGGAAAAAAAUUGUUUAUAACCCUUAGUUAAAAUAAAAAAUCCGUGUUGUCAUUCUAUUUGUUAAAUAAUCUACGGAAUCAAGUAGUGUACGACCAUCUGCAAUGGAAAAUAGAAUUUGAAGUACUUUAAUGGUGGAAAUUUGCUAUCGGGAGUAAAAUAGAAAUAGAACAGUAUGUGUAACUAUUUGUAUAACUUUUUUGCUUACCAACCCAGUGGACCCUGUGGAUUACACUUACGAACAAUGAAACUUUAACUGUUACAUACAUUUUAGGACCCGCAGUUUGACGUUAAUUUUAAGAACUGCUGUUUAUCUAAUUUGAAAACUCUUGCCCCCUUCACACACUGCAAAAUUAAUCAAUAUUUAUAAUCUCAACUGCUAUGAUGCAGUAAAAAUUACAUUGUAUUCCCUUAACCACAAAAUAGUCUUAUUGCUUUUGAUGCUGAAGAACGGAGUUAAUCUUUAUGUAAAUUCUCAUGUCAUCAUCUAAAUCAAUCAUUCAUAAAUAAAUGAUCAACAAUUUGUGCUGGCUGGCGUGACAUAAGAAUAAAACCUCUCAACAAAUAUAAAAUGAUUUAAUUUUUCAGUCCUGCCAAAUGUUGUGCAAUGUGCUGAACAAGAAAGAAUUAUUAUCUUAAAUGCUCAUUUGACAUUAACAUAGUUAUGUUUAAUGUAGGGG
This is a messenger RNA of Neocloeon triangulifer, 4954 nucleotides long. Its product is annotated as constitutive coactivator of PPAR-gamma-like protein 1. Lineage: Eukaryota; Metazoa; Arthropoda; Insecta; Ephemeroptera; Baetidae. Gene Ontology annotation, cellular component: nucleus. Bases 486 to 3173 code for a protein of 895 amino acids. The record is from RefSeq and is a predicted model, not a curated record. The transcript has 15 exons.